GCAUGGCACUCUGGCGGGCAUACCAGCGGGCACUGGCUGCUCACCCGUGGAAAGUACAGGUCCUGACAGCCGGGUCCCUGAUGGGUCUGGGUGAUGUUAUCUCACAGCAGCUGGUGGAGAGGCGGGGCCUGCAGGGACACCAGGCCGGCCGGACCCUGACCAUGUUAUCUCUGGGCUGUGGCUUUGUGGGCCCUGUCUUAGGAGGCUGGUACAGAGUUUUGGAUCGGCUCAUCCCUGGCAGUGCCAAGGUAGAUGCCCUAAAGAAGAUGCUACUGGAUCAGGGGGGCUUUGCCCCGUGUUUUCUGGGCUGUUUCCUCCCACUGGUAGGGAUACUCAGUGGACUCUCAGCCCAGGACAAUUGGGCCAAACUGCAGCGGGAUUACCCUGAUGCCCUCGUCACCAACUACUAUCUCUGGCCUGCUGUGCAGUUAGCCAACUUCUACCUGGUGCCCGUUCAUUACAGGCUGGCCGUUGUCCAGUGUGUUGCUGUUAUCUGGAACUCCUACCUGUCCUGGAAGGCGCAUCAUCUCUAAGCCUGCCUCCCUCCAUUGUUUCUGCCUUGCAGUGACUCAGCUUGACCCUGGAAUGGGUCAGACCACUUCCUUGAUGCUUUCAUGGGGUUGGGUUGCUGGUCAGAACUUAAUGGGGUUAGCACUCUGAAAUGGCCCAUUUCACUUUAAAAUGUAAACUGACUCCUCUUGAAAUCACAAAAACCUUUCUAAUGACCUUAUACCUGCCACGUAAUAGGCACUCCCUAAGUAUUUAACAGAAACCCUGGUGGCAUGGUGGUUAAGAGCUACGGCUCCUAAUCAAAAAGCUGGCAGUUUGAAUCUACCAGCCGCUCCUUGGAAACCCUAUAGGGGCAGUUCUACUCUGUCCUAUAGGGUCACUAUGAGUUGGAAUCAACUCGACGGCAGUAGGUUUGGUUUUUUUAAGUAUUUAACUGUCUUGAUCUUGUCACCUUUAGUUCACGCCUGCAUCCCAGUAAAUGCUCCUCCUUGCUCUGUGUACACAGCCCUAGUGUAGCUUCAGCUCUUUGGGGACCCCUCCAACCCUGUGAAUACAUUAAGUAUGUAGUCUAGUACCUGCAGAGUCAACAAGUAAGGGUAUCGGAAAACUAUUGGGGAGUGAAAAUUUCUAGAGCUGGAAAGAAGCCCAGAGACCACCAAGUCCAAUCUUCUUUUACAAAUGAGGACACCAAGUCCCAUAGAAGUGACAUGACCUGUCACAUCAUGAGCUAGUGGCAAACUAGAAACUUGAACUCAAGUUUCCUUACUUUGUACCCAAUGAUCUUUACUUGAAGGUCAGAUGUGUGUAAUGCUGAUGUUUUGGUUCCCAAGAGCAAAAUUAAACUUGGCUAAGUUACCACCUUGGGCAAACUUAGAAGCAGAUGGGCUGGUUUUGUUUGUUUGUUUAAAAGCUCCCUGAGGCAAGAGGCUCUCUUAUAUGGUGCCUCAGUCAGGCAGUCUUAGAAUUAGAUUCUGGGAGUAGAAGGUAAGGAUCCUGCAGACUUCAGCUGCAGCAGACCCGGUGUCUUAUCCUCCUCUGGCUGGGUCCCACGGCGGUAGCUGAGUGUCAGCAGUGCGCGGUAGCUGAGUGUCAGCAGUGCGUUCCUGAUAGCCUCAGUUUGUGAAACUGAUAGCUGGGGCUAGGGACAGAGUCGAAGGAGUACAGCCUCAGGCCCGUUCUAGAUGGAGAGGACAGGUCAGCACCAUGGACAGCCCCGAGGUCCCGCCUCCCUUUCUUGUGCUAGA
Messenger RNA from Trichechus manatus latirostris (Florida manatee), 1754 nucleotides. RefSeq names its product mitochondrial inner membrane protein MPV17 (gene MPV17). The record is from RefSeq and is a predicted model, not a curated record. Gene Ontology annotation, biological process: cellular response to reactive oxygen species. The transcript is spliced from 7 exons. Gene Ontology annotation, cellular component: membrane; cytoplasm; mitochondrion. The coding region runs from base 3 to 533 and encodes 176 amino acids. NCBI's taxonomy places the organism in Eukaryota, Metazoa, Chordata, Mammalia, Sirenia, Trichechidae.